Solea senegalensis (Senegalese sole) is the source of this 2516-nucleotide messenger RNA. RefSeq lists its product as uncharacterized. The record is from RefSeq and is a predicted model, not a curated record. The transcript is spliced from 19 exons. Lineage: Eukaryota; Metazoa; Chordata; Actinopteri; Pleuronectiformes; Soleidae. Bases 121 to 2469 code for a protein of 782 amino acids.
AGACACCAAGAUCAUGGUGUCAGUGUGACUACAAUCUAUCAACUUCUGUUUGUGCUGGUCAGCAGGUGUAGUUUGUUAGCAACAGCGCUAGCUUUAGACACUGCAAACCCAUCAGAGAUUAUGGCUUUUGGGUUUAACCUUGGGUUAGCUCUGCUCCUGUCUGUGUGUCUGUGUACAAAAUGUGGUCAGAUUCCCAAUGAACUUCAUCACAUGGAGUGCCAUGACCGUUUCUUCGUGAUAGAUGUUGAUCUCUCCCUCACUGGGGAUGUACCUCAUUUUGAGGCUGUUGUUGGAACAGGCGUGUACCCCAUCACAGAGCAGUAUGCAGCCGUGUGUGGUUACAGUGUCAGUGUUUUCCCUCUGCAAGGCCAUGUGGAGCUCAGGGCCUCUUACUUUAGCUGUCACACUGACAACAUAGAUGACGAAGUGUUCAAAUUCCACUUCAACUUAGUGGCGAACCAUGAUGGAAAGGAGGUCACUUAUGCUUUGAACAAGACCUGUUCUCCCACUCUGCCCUGGUCACCAAAAGAAGUGACCUGUGAGAUGAACUACAUGGAAGUGUCUGUGAGGAGUGAUGUGACGUGUCCAACAGGGACGAAGCAAGAUGACUGGAAUGCCGCUGUCCAAACUGCUUAUACUUUAGCCACCUCAGACUGGCAGGUGAUCUUUCAGAGAGGGGAGGAGCAGUUAAUGCCCAUGAACCUCUCAGAUGCUCGCAAACAGGGUUAUGCGUUUGACCUGACAGAGAGAAGACUUGUUUUUCGUACACCAUAUGGGCAACCUGACUCAUUUAGCAUAGAGGUGAAUGAUGUUCCUGUAGAGGUGGUCCAUGCAACUUUGUUCUCCAGACAAAGUUGGGUUGUCCUCUUAGUUGACCUUGUAGCUGCCUGCUCUAUGUAUGAAGGAUCAUAUGAUGGUGGAUACAUGGUAUGGAAAACCCCAGAGUUGCUGAACCCCCUGGUGUCAGAAGUGCAUGACAACACACAGGUCAACAUUGGUGUCAAUGGUGAACUUGUGGAGCAGCCAGUGGAGGAGCGAGGCUAUGUUAUUGAGAAGCACAAUGCUACAGUUGAGAUCCACAUCCCUUAUAAUGCUGAAGGAGGACACAAGAAGAGCCUUGUGAUUGGCGACCUGUACGAGUACUACAUCUUUGAACUUUAUCUGGAGCAAAUCUCCGUGGAUGAGGAUCACGUUGACACCAGGCUACGCUUUCACAGGACACUUGCCACUCCUCUGCUUCCACAUCCUGUUUUUACUGAGAACCGAACAAUUCAUGAUGAACAUGUGUUCACCGUCUACCUGGGAGAUGUCCCCGAGGAUGUUGCGCUGACUGCUGUGGCGUUGAAUGGACACACAUUCACAGCUCCGUUUACAAAUGCAAGCGGCUACAACAUCGCUAAAGUUGUUCACCCCAACAACACCCAUGGCUACACUCUGACAGUGCCCUUCGAUGACCCUGUUGUCGUACAGCAGUUCUCCAAAGAAAAUGCAGCUAUGAAGCACAUGCUGGUCAUCAACUACACACUGACGGUUCUGCCCGAUGAUGGGUCUUACUACCACCAGACGUCAGUCAUGGCACUAACUGAUGCCUCUCCUCCAGAGUUUGAGGCCGUCUGCUCAGAGUUUGGCAUCAGCUUCAAACUGGACCAUCGGCCUUAUGACUACCUGUGGUACAUUGGUAUCGGUUCAGACCGGCUGACACCACAGCUGGCAGCUCAGCACAACUACAGCAUGAGCAAUGACAGCCAGAGUUUAUUGCUCAGUGUACCACUCUACACUCAUGGAUAUGAAUACAAGGACAUUUCUUUGAAGGGAUUCCUUGGCACGUUUGAGAUCCUUGUAAGGGAUCAUGAAACAUCAGAGGUCCAGAGAUCAACCAUCAAGACUUGUCCUUUCACUCCUACAGAGUUCAUCAUGUGUUCGACUGACGGUAGGAUGACUGUCAUGGCUGAUUUAUCUUCGUCCAUACCACGUGGUGAGAUCCCUGCCAGAAGCAACCUGGUCAACAAAUACUGUGGCCCCAAAGAAGUAGAUGACACCAGGGCUCUCUUCACAUUCCCACUCAACAGCUGUGGAUCCACAGUCAAACUUGGCAAGGACUCUGUGACCUAUGAAAAUGAGAUCUUCUUCAGCAAGAAGUUUCAAUCGGAUUCCAGCAAUGUUGUAGCAGGGGUCAAACUGCAGUGUACAUAUCUUCUGUCUGGGCUCCAUCGGCUCUUCUCGGUGUACAAGUUUGAGUCUGACACAGUUGGCCUUGGACACGUUGUACAUUCUGCACACUCGACUGAAGUAGAGCUACAGGAACCCAUGGCGUUCACUGCAGUGCUUCAAACACCACUGCCUCCUACCAGACGUUCAAGACCAGCUUACCGUCUUCCUGGUCAGCAGAUCAAAGUCUUCAAUUACAUAAAUAACUCUUUAAAGAAAGGAGCUGUACGAUCUUCAAAAAGCAAAGCGAACAUAUUUUAAAGAUGUGGUUUGAGUUUUAAAUGUGAAUAAACUGGUAUAUAAAACAA